Mytilus trossulus (common blue mussel) is the source of this 1326-nucleotide messenger RNA. RefSeq lists its product as uncharacterized. Lineage: Eukaryota; Metazoa; Mollusca; Bivalvia; Mytilida; Mytilidae. The coding region runs from base 1 to 1326 and encodes 441 amino acids. The transcript has a single exon. The record is from RefSeq and is a predicted model, not a curated record.
AUGGUUCGAGGCGACGGACCUACAGCGAUGAGCUCAAAGAUAGGAUAUUUGUUAUCUGGACCACUUACAUGUACAAGAGGACAACUCAAUUCACACAUGAUGCAUAUAUUAUCUAGUCACACAAAAGAGGACUAUGCUAUUGAGAUAUUUUGGAAAUUGGAGUCCCUUGGUAUACAAGAAAACGACAAACUUAACACGCAGAAACAGAACAUCAAGGAAUUUUCAUCAACAUCGAUAGCAUAUGAGGAUGGAAAGUACGUUGCAAAACUUCCAUGGAUUGAAGAAUAUCCUGAAUUACCGACAAACGAGAUGAUUGCAAAAGCAAGGACCCAUAGAGUAGUUAACCGCUUAAAUCAGGAACCAAACUUAUUUAAAAUAUAUGGCGAUAUAAUUAGAGAGCAGGAAAAACGUGGUUUCAUCGAAAAGGUAAGAGAAAAUGAGGACGAGCCACAGCGCAUACACUACAUACCGCAUCACCCAGUCGAAAAGGACUCUACAACUACUCCAAUUAGAAUUGUGUAUGAUUGCAGUUGCACAGAGAACGCAAAAAGUCCGAGUUUGAAUGACUGUCUUCAUUCAUAUCCGCCAAUUUCAAAUGACAUAACAGAGCUACUUACCAGAUUUCGUACUCAAAAGUUUGCAGUGACAACAGACAUCGAAAAAGCAUUUCUGCAAGUUGGACUUCAUAAAUCUGACCGUGAUGUAACUCGCUUCUUUUGGUUAAGUGACCCAACAGAUUCAACCAGUCCGUUUACAACAUAUCGUUUCAAGUCAGUCUUAUUCGGAGCUACAUGCUCACCAUUUAUACUGAAUGCAACUUUAUUAAAACGCUUUGAAGAGAAUCCUAGUCCAACAGCUUCAAGAAUUACACAAGAUUUAUAUGUAGAUAAUGUUUUAUCUAGUUUUACAGCCGAAGACGACCUUAUACAAUUUUACCGAGAUUCUAGGUGUUUAUUACAGAAAGGAGGCUUUAACCUCAGAUCAUGGAACUCUAAUUCUAACAGACUACGAGAACUUGCUGACACAGAAAACGUACUAGAUUCCAGUAAAGAGGUCAACAUACUUGGAAUGCGCUGGGAUGUUGCGAACGACAGACUUUUAUUUGCCGAAGUUGACAUAGAUUCAACCAUGGUAGAUGUAACAAAAAGAGAAAUAAUACGACAGUCGUCAAAAAUCUUUGAUCCGCUUGGCAUACUUAGUCCCGUGACUGUGAAAGCUAAGAUAUUUAUGCAGUCACUAUGGAAACGUAAUUUUGGAUGGGACGAACGCUUACCUGAAGAUGUAACUACGCAAUGGACUACUAUCCAAGUUUACGAUAUGGACUGA